AUGGGACCCAGUGAUCACACCGUGGAGAUGCAAACAUGUGAUAUGGAGGAAUCUGCAGACGUUCUCAAUUACUGGAUGACAACAUGUGACCCCUCUCUUAAGCUAGUUGUAGGACAGAGAUUUGAAAGUUUAGAAAGUGGAAUUAAAUUUUAUAUAAAGUAUGCUUCAGCAGCUGGUUUUGAUGUGCGCCGCAGUACAGAAAUAAAGAACAAAUAUGGUGUUUCCAUGAAAAAGUAUUUGGUUUGUUCCCGGGAAGGAUAUAAGGAGGCUAAAGAUACAGAUCUAAUGGAAAGUGGAGCACCAACACACCCCAAACGUCGACUUACUUCUAACAGAGUGGGAUGCAUUGCUAAGAUAAUUUUCAGACUAAAUGGGGAGGUGUACGAAGUGGUGUCAUUCGAAGAAAGGCACACACACGAUUUAUGCGGGGACAGUUACAAACCGUUCAUGAAAGUGAAUCGGAAACUAGACAUUGGGCAUCAGCACUUCAUAGCAAACUGUGCUAAAGCUAACAUUUGGCCAAGUAAGACUUUCAACCUGGGGGGGGAUUCACAGAUGGUUCUAUCCAACUACAUUGAAAAGAAGUCAGACUGUGAUGAUUUCUACUUUGAAUAUGAGGUGAAUGAAAAGGAUCAGUUGAGUCGUGUGUUUUGGGCUGAUGGUGUUGCAAGAAAACAGUUUAGCGUAUUCGGAGAAGCCAUGGCGUUUGACGCGACAUACCAAACGAACAAGUACAAGCUAGUGUUUGUUCCAUUUACCGGCGUAGACCACCAUAAGAGAUGUGUUACAUUUGCGGCGGGUUUGAUUGCUAGGGAAGAUGAGGACUCUUACCGUUGGCUUUUAAUCAACUUCAAAAAAGCAAUGGGCAAAACACCACCAAUAACAAUCACCGAUCAAGACCCAGCCAUAAAAGUUGCCAUUGUUAUGGAGUUCCUCGAGACCCGUUAUCGUUUCUGCAUGUGGCAUAUAAUGACUAAAGUUGGGGACAAAGUAGAAGUCGAAAUGGCAAAGAAUACUGAGUUUCGUCGCGCGCUAAACAGUGUUGUGUGGAAUGAAAAUUGUAUGCCUGAAGAGUUUGAGAAUGGUUGGAAUGGUGUUGUGCAUAAAUAUGGGCUACAUGAGAAUGGAUGGUUGAAGCUUAUGUAUGAACAACGUGAAUCAUGGAUACCUGCAUAUUUCCAAGAUAUGUUUAUGGGAGGGUUGUUGCGAAUAACUUCUCGUUCAGAAUCCGAGAACAGUGUUUUCCGAAGUAAUACUAGUAAACAUCUGUGUCUUGUGGAAUUUUUCUAUCAGUUUGAGCGCACAAUCAAUAGGCAACGAAGUAAACAAGCUGAACUAGAUGCCGCUUGCAAUGGCCACCUUCCUGCCCUAAAGACACCGUUGAGUGUAGAGCGAGAAGCAGCGUCAAUAUACACAUUGGCAAUUUUUUACCAGUUGCAGGGAGAAAUAAUAGGUGCAUGUUUCUCCUGCCGAGUGCGAUCAUUUGCAGUUAGCGAACCUACCCGGACAUACGUGAUUGAAGACGAUAAAGGGAAGUCAUACACAGUGGUAGUUGAAAAUGGGAGCAACAACAUCAGUUGCACAUGCCGAAUGUACAGAAGGAUCGGGCUGCUUUGUAGGCAUGCUUUAGUAAUACUGAAAGAUGAGCGGUUUGAUCAUAUUCCACCACAGCACAUCACUCCACGUUGGACACGGGAUGCUGUUCCAAAAACAAGACGUGAUCUGUAUGCGUGCACGCAAGCGGAAGAUUUAUGA
Messenger RNA from Ipomoea triloba (trilobed morning glory), 1755 nucleotides. RefSeq names its product protein FAR1-RELATED SEQUENCE 5-like. Gene Ontology annotation, biological process: regulation of DNA-templated transcription. NCBI's taxonomy places the organism in Eukaryota, Viridiplantae, Streptophyta, Magnoliopsida, Solanales, Convolvulaceae. The record is from RefSeq and is a predicted model, not a curated record. The transcript is spliced from 4 exons. Bases 1 to 1755 code for a protein of 584 amino acids. Gene Ontology annotation, molecular function: zinc ion binding.